Molecule: messenger RNA, 2126 nt
Organism: Fusarium redolens
Lineage: Eukaryota; Fungi; Ascomycota; Sordariomycetes; Hypocreales; Nectriaceae
Product: L-lysine 6-monooxygenase (NADPH-requiring)-domain-containing protein
Exons: 3
Coding region: 176-1780 (534 amino acids)
Biological process (GO): intracellular iron ion homeostasis
Source: RefSeq, a predicted model, not a curated record
UAUACCUCGCAGCCUCCCAUUCACUUGGUGGACCUCUUCCCGGCUUCUCCCACGUCACGACUUGCAAUACGCCAACUUUCAUAGACACGAAUUGUGUGCUAUAAAAUCUGGCCUGCAUUUAAGGACUUUGUUGCAAUUUUAGAUAUAUACCCCUCUUCAACAGCAAUCAGUCAUCAUGUCACCCCACAGCGAGGUUUCAUUCAACGGCUCCGAGGCCCCGGUCACCAACGGUACCACCAACGGUCACAACGGUACAAAUGGCACCAACGGUACUACUAACGGCCACAACGGUCAUGUCAACGGCAACGGCGUUGCUCCUACUGCCCGCCAUGGACCCCGCGUUCACAAGGAGAGAUCUCCUUAUCUCGAGUCCGCGGGAGCGGACUCUGAGUUUGACCUCAUCUGUGCUGGCUUCGGCCCCGCAUCUCUGGCUGUAGCCGUCGCUAUGCACGAUGCCAUCGCCGAGGGCAAGAAGCUUCGCCCUGAUGGCGCAGCUCCCAAGGUGCUUUUCCUCGAGAAGCAGACCAAGUUCGCUUGGCACGCCGGUAUGCUGCUCCCUGGAGCCAAGAUGCAAAUCUCCUUCAUCAAGGAUCUGGCCACUCUUCGCAACCCCCGAUCUGAGUUUACUUUCCUUAACUACCUCCACCGUCAGGGUCGUCUCGUUGACUUCACCAACCUGAGCACUUUCCUCCCUGCCCGUACUGAGUACGAGGACUACCUCCGCUGGUGCUCUUCUUGGUUCGACCAUGUUGUGAGCUACAACAACGAGGUUCUCUCUAUCUCCCCCGAGAGCAAGGAGGCUGGUGCCGUCAAGACCUUCACUGUCCAGGCUCGCAACGGCAAGACUGGUCAGGUUCAGUCUUUCCGCAGCCGUCACGUUCUUGUUGCUGCUGGUGGCCAGCCUUCUCUCCCCAAGAGCCUCCCUGCCAAGCACCCUCGUGUCCUGCACUCUUCUCAAUUCGCCAACUACGCCCCUCAAAUCCUAGCCAAGCAGAACGCUCCUUACCGAGUUGCUGUUAUCGGUGCUGGCCAGAGUGCCGCCGAGAUCUUCAACAACGUCCAAAACCUGUACCCCAACUCCAAGACCUACCUCAUCAUGCGUCAGGAGUUCCUGCGCCCCAGUGAUGAUUCUCCAUUCGUCAACUCCAUCUUCAACCCCGAAUACAUUGACAACCUGUGGCCACGAUCUGUCAAGGCUCGUGAGACUCUUCUGACUGAGGCUCGCGCCACCAACUAUGGUGUUGUUCGCCUGGAGCUCAUUGAGCACCUCUUCGAGAAGAUGUACGACCAGAAGCGCGAGAUUAGCGACGAUGAGACCCAAUGGCCCCACAGAAUCCUUUCUGGCCGUGAGAUUGCCAGCGUCGACACCAAGGGCGACGCUCUUGAGAUCAAGGUCCAGCGCGUGAACGAAGGUCCUCUCGAUGGUUUCGUCGACCAGGAGACUUUCGAAGUUGAUCUGAUCGUUGCUGCCACCGGUUACAAGCGAAGCGCUCACGUCGACAUGCUCAAGGACGCCUGGACAAUGCUUCCCAAGACCGUAUCAGGACGCAACGAGUCCCCCAAGGGUGUCAACGGCUGGAACGUCGAGACACAGGAUGGCGAGCGUAAGCUGGCCGUCGGAAGGGAUUACCGAGUCAAGUUCUCCCCUGGCACUGUUGCCGACGAAUCUGGCGUCUGGCUGCAGGGCUGCUGCGAGGGUACUCACGGGCUGAGCGACACCCUUCUCUCCGUCCUGGGCACUCGUUCAGGCGAGAUUGUUCAAUCUAUUUUCAAGCAAUAAAUGUUACGACAGCAUGAAUGAAUGGAUACCUACGUUUGUAAUGGGUUUGCAAGGGCAGCGAAAAUAGCUGACUGGACUGAAAUGAAUAGUCUUGCAGCUUAAGUCUUUUUUUUUUUUUUUUUCACUAUAUCCUCUGUUAUUUAUUAUCUUCAUCGUCAUUUACAGUACAUACUGCAAGUUAGCAGAUAAAAGUUGGAUUUCAGUUAUCUUUCUUGGUGUUCUGUAGAUUUUGUUAGAGCCCCACCACGGCAUUGAAAAAAAAUGUUUAGAAUCUCCAAUUUCCAUUCUCUGUGUAUCAUACAUGUCACAUCUCAGUAUCGCGGUUAUUGUUGACAGGUCGCAACUC